GAAGGGAAGAACAAGAAGCUGAAAGAGUAGACAUGGACGUGAAUUUCGCCCCGCUCCGCGCCUGGGACGAUUUCUUCCCUGGCUCUGACCGCUUCGCCCGGCCGGACUUCAGGGACAUUUCCAAAUGGAACAACCGGGUGGUGAGCAACCUGCUCUAUUAUCAGACCAACUACCUGGUGGUGGCUGCCAUGAUGAUUUCCGUUGUGGGGUUCCUGAGCCCCUUCAACAUGAUCCUUGGAGGCAUUGUGGUGGUGCUUGUGUUCACGGGGUUUGUGUGGGCAGCCCACAACAAAGACAUCCUCCGCCGGAUGAAGAAGCAGUAUCCCACGACAUUUGUCAUGGUGGUCAUGCUGGCUAGCUACUUCCUCAUAUCCAUGUUCGGGGGAGUCAUGGUCUUUGUGUUUGGCAUCACUUUUCCUUUAUUGCUGAUGUUCAUCCACGCGUCGUUGAGACUUCGGAACCUCAAGAACAAACUGGAGAAUAAAAUGGAGGGAAUAGGCUUGAAGAGGACACCGAUGGGCAUUGUCCUAGAUGCCCUAGAACAGCAGGAGGAAAGUGUUUCCAAAAUCGCUGACUAUAUCAGCAAAGUGAAGGAAUAAAUACCCAUGCCCCAUUGAUAGGGCUGUGGCAGACAUCAAGUUGCAGUUUGCCCUUAUCCAGACCUACUUCCCAUUUGUGUUCUUGAACUCGGAGGCGCCUGUACCAUCCACCUAUCUAUGGCAGCAUGCAUGUGUAGGCCCAACUGUUAACAUCUCCGAUGCUCCAGAGAGAAGCCCUCAGAAACAGUGAGAAAACUACCCUCCUAUUAUGCCUGAAGUCUCAAGUGUGUCUAUGCAAACUGCUAGGAAAGGGAUCACACUUGCUUCUGUAGAGAAAUAAAAGAAAAACAAUUCUGCGUUGUACAGCAACAGUACUGUUAACUUGUAGGGAGAAAACUAAUUGUAUCAAGGCAAUACGAGUAAAUGAAAAAAAAUACUGUUAAAGUAGAUGUCAACACGUUAGACUGUUUUAAUCCUCUGCCCCACCCGUGUCCUCCUCCAAAAAUAUUUCCUGGGACUAGAAUACGUGCAGUCUAAACUAGUUUGGCUUUUCUUCUUCUUCUUUUAAAAUCAGAGAUGAUCUGUAUCACUUUACCACCUGUUUGACGUGCAGUGGAAACUGGAUAAACCAGUUUUUAUUUUGUUUACAAAUAUAAAGAUAGCUGUUUAGGAGACUACUUUGUCAAGUUUUUGUAAAUUUUUGAAAUGCUAGUAAUGCCUUUUCACUAGCAGGUAUCUGUUGCAACCUCAAGAUCACCUUCUUUAAGGUUAUAGCUAUAUAACCUAUAUUAUUGAGAGUCUUGUUAAAAAAAGCAACAACAAAAAAAUAAAACUUGAGUUCUGUUCAUGUGGCACAUCUUUUGUUGUUUUGAUAAAAAGAUGUCCAAGAUAAUGUUUCCUAUAUUUUUUUCACUGUUUAGUUUUUAACUGGAACAUUCAGAAAGAAGGAAAUUGAUGUACAUUGUAUUGAUUUCUUAGGGGCACAAAGAGAACAAUAAUGGUUGGUCUUUUGAAUCUGAAAGGCAUCUGUCGAUGACCAAGCAAAAAGACUUAUGAAGGUGGGAGUCACUAGUGGCUUUCUGCACUUCAUAAAAAUUGUAGAUAGCAAUGGUUACCACCGUAUGUUUUCAUAGCUAGACAUUAGAAUCAAGAUAGCAUGAGUUUAUAUAUCCUGUUACUUUCUUCCUUUUAUUUCUCAUGUAUUUAGAAAUAGAUGAUACGAAAUGUUUUGCUUGCCAGUUGAGUGAUUUCAUAGAUGAAGAGACAACAUUUGGGUUUUCCUAACACUGAGUUAUGAAGACAACUGGAGCAGUACUUACUGAAGAGACUCUCUGUACAUCCUAAAAUAAGAAGCCACAGCAUAUGCUGCUCCUGAUUUGUCUUGCAUUUUAACUUCUCACCCAACCCGCAGCCUUCCUCUCUAGCACAGUGAGAGCACCUUGACUUCAUAGACAUGGUGUAGAGUUUGUACCCUUACCCAAAGAUGGAGAAUAAAGUUUACCCAAGAUUUUUA
Lutra lutra (Eurasian river otter) is the source of this 2052-nucleotide messenger RNA. It is a transcript of the gene ARL6IP5, whose product is annotated as ADP ribosylation factor like GTPase 6 interacting protein 5. The coding region runs from base 33 to 599 and encodes 188 amino acids. Gene Ontology annotation, cellular component: membrane. Lineage: Eukaryota; Metazoa; Chordata; Mammalia; Carnivora; Mustelidae. The transcript has 3 exons. Gene Ontology annotation, biological process: negative regulation of transport. The record is from RefSeq and is a predicted model, not a curated record.